AUGGCGCGUGAAUACGAGUUCUUUGUGACGACAGAAAAGCCACAUCUGCCCAAUGGAGCAGAGCGAGGCAUGAUCCGCCGGCUAGUAAUGCGGAAUUUCUUCGAAACAAAGACAACUGCACGCCAGGCGGGCAAAUCAGAGCAUAGCUCGGCAAUCACAGUCAUGGCAAGACAGCAACUGAACAAUCGCUUCCGCCUGCCCAAAUCGGGCAAUGAAAAUGAUUCUAAACGGGAGUCGAAGAAAGUAAAGAACAAGAGCAAGGCGAAAAAAAGUCGGACACCCAAGACCACGUCAAAGACGACUGAAGGCUCACUAGGUGAUGAAGCAAGACACAGCAUGUCAGUGGAAACAAGUGACAAAAGCGAAGGAGAAGUGGGGAGUGUCGUAGUCAAAAAGUUCAAGCUGAGGUUAGACCCGAGUGCUCAUCGUAUCGACCCUUUCGACAUUCUACCAGUGCCAGGGACACCGCAGUUCGACAUGCUGUUUCGAUUGUACAAGGGCGCACCAAAGAGUAACUCGAUUGCCAUUGAUGCCAAAAACACCUGGCCAUCCUUCACCAUCCAUGACGCUGGUCUCAUGCAUGCGACGCUGGCUACCUGGGCGAUUUAUGGCGUGCUCGCAAAGGGGCUUAGUGAACUGCACUGCUGUCACCUAAGGCACAAGAAUGAUGCAAUCAAGGUCAUCUGUUCCAAACUCACCGAGUCUGGAGGAGUGGUCUCGGACGAGGUGAUUGGCACCGUCUUGACUCUUGCCAGUUUCGAGGGCCAGAAUCUAUUCGGGGCUUAUGAUCAAGCCCAGUUACAUCUGGUAGCUCUGAGACGCAUGGUGGUGGCCCGGGGCGGCUUAUUCGCAUUCGGGCACAACGAUGGCUUGCUGCGCGCCAUUCUAUGGGUGGAUUUCCAUACUGCCGCAGCUUUCCGGACGGCUCCUUCGUUCCCGCUUGUGUGCCUUGACCCAGACGCACCCCCUUUGCCAGACGAGCUCCUGGAAGAAGCAGCAUGCACGUCGCCAACAUCGCUGCUUCAACUGUCUCUCGCAGCAGUCGAGACUUUCAACAUAUUUUACAGGUUACAUCGAAUCGCGCUGGCGAUUUCGGCACAUUGGUCUCGACGUGUUGACAGACUUACGCUCAGCAACCUCCUCUACCACACGCAGUUCAUCAUUCUCUCCAUACCUGAUCGGUCACGCGAGUUUAUUGAGUUUGAUAGGGAUUUUGGUGAGUGCAAGGACGAGGGUUACGAGGAGCAAAAACACAGAGCAGAUGCAGCCAGUGUGGUCGAAGGCCUUGUUGCUGCAACCCUUCUCUUUGUGUACGCAGCUUUACGGGGCCUACCGACGAAUGCGAAAAUCUUCACCAUUCUCCUGGGUCGGCUGCGCAUCGCCAUUGACCGCCCCAGAGCCUCCAUGUUCGAAGUGUGGAAGCGCGAGAAGAAUCCGAAGAUGCUGAUCUGGGCCCUAGUUGUAGCCUGCUCUGUCGUAGUGUCGGAUACAGAUCACACUUGGUGGAUUACAAGACUGAGCGAGUUGUGUGGAGCAAUGGAGAUCCGGCAGCGAGCUGAGCUAGAAGGUAUCAUGCAGCACAUUGCAUGGACAGACGUGUUCUUUGAGGACAAACUGGAGAGGAUAUGGACAGACAUGAUGCAGCAUCGGCUACGCAUGACGGCAACGCAGAUAUGGGAGCAGGAAAAGGCAUACAGCGCAAAGGAAUACAGCGCACCGAUGGAUUUCGAAGAGGGCAGAUGGAAGGUGGAUAACUGCAUGACCAUGUUGCUGGAAAGGCUGCCAUGCGCCAUUAUGCGUGAUGACUGCAUGGGCAUGGGCGGCACAGGGCCAUGUUUGGCGCUAGUCCGCAUUCGGCCCUGGUUCGUGAAUGUUCCAGGGUCGGGGAAACUAACGCCGAUGGCUACGCGAUGGCGAGGCAUGGCGGCGGGCAUAAUCUUCGUAGACGGACCUUCGUCUGGCCACGACACACCCACCAUGGCGCCGCUUGUCGACAACCCCCAGAUCAAGCAGGCCAGCCUGCACAACCCGCUGCCAUUGCAGCUGCACACGUACAUCUGGCCGUUCCUCAUAAUAUGGCCCGCCUUCUCCGCCAUCUACUUCUCGCCCCAGCGCUACGAGCAGUACAUCCAGUCGUCGGAAUGGACCUUUGUCUGGAUUGCCAGCAUCACCACCUUCCAGUCGCUCUUCUGGCUCAUGACGCACUGGAACGUCAACCUCAAGAGCGCCUUCACCACGACGUCGGCCAAUGACGUGCGCAGCGCACAGCUCAUCAAGGUGCAGCCUGUCAAGAACGCCGGCGCCGCCGAGAUUGUCAAGUUGAUUCGUGACAACGUCGGCGGAAAGCCAAACAUCUCGUUUCUCUUCCAGAAGCGCCGCUUUCUCUACGACGCCGAAAAGGGCUCCUUUGCCCCCCUCUCCUAUGCCCUUGACACCGAACCCAAGCCGCUGCUCAAGACGUUCCAGCAGACACAGGGCCUCACCUCUUUCGCGGAGAUUGAGCGCCUCCACCAGCACUAUGGCGACAACGCUUUCGAUAUCCCCGUGCCGACAUUUACAGAGCUGUUCAAGGAACACGCCGUUGCGCCCUUCUUUGUCUUCCAGGUCUUCUGUGUGGGGCUGUGGAUGCUCGACGAAUACUGGUACUACUCGCUGUUCACCCUAUUCAUGCUCGUUGUGUUCGAGAGCACCGUCGUGUGGCAGAGGCAGAGGACGCUGAACGAGUUCCGCGGCAUGAGCAUUAAGCCCUAUGAGAUUCUGGUAUACAGGCAGAAGAAGUGGCAGGAGGUUAUGAGCGACAAGCUGCUUCCAGGCGAUGUCGUCAGCGUCGGAAGGACAAAGGAAGACUCUGGCGUCGCAUGCGACAUGCUGCUUCUCGAGGGUUCGGCCAUCGUCAACGAGGCCAUGCUGUCAGGAGAGAGUACACCGGUACUCAAGGAAUCGGUUCAACUGCGGCCUGGCGAUGCACGCAUCGAGCCUGAGGGUCUGGAUAAGAACUCGUUCCUCUGGGGUGGUACCAAAGUUCUCCAGGUGUCGCAUGGAAACAGCGCCGAGGAAGAUGGUGGCGUUGUCCCGAUACUUUCGUCAGGCGUUCCCCCACCACCGGACAAGGGCGCCAUUGCUGUCGUGAUCAAGACUGGAUUUGAGACCAACCAGGGAAGCCUCGUCAGGACCAUGAUCUUCGCUACUGAGCGCGUUUCUGCCAACAACGUCGAAGCCCUCUUCUUCAUUCUCUUCCUUACCAUCUUCGCCGUCGCUGCCUCGUGGUACGUUUGGCAGGAAGGUGUCCGACUAGACCGCCAGCGCAACAAGCUCCUCCUCGACUGUGUCCUCAUUGUCACCAGUGUCGUGCCUCCUGAACUUCCCAUGGAACUCAGUUUGGCUGUCAAUACUUCUCUCGCUGCGCUGAGCAAGUACGCCAUCUUCUGUACAGAGCCAUUCCGUAUUCCCUUUGCCGGUCAGGUCGACGUGGCUUGCUUCGACAAGACAGGUACAUUGACUGGUGAGGACUUGGUUGUGGACGGCAUUGCUGGACUCUCUCUGGGAGAAAGCGGCGUGACCGUUGCAGCAGAUGGUGCGCACACAGAUCUCGCAAGGCUCACGGACGUCAGUACCGAAACUACAUUGGUGCUUGCUGCCGCUCAUGCUCUGGUCAAGCUGGAUGAUGGCGAGACUGUGGGUGAGCCGAUGGAAAGGGCUACGCUUCAGUCUCUUGGCUGGAAACUCGGAGCCAAAGACACUCUCCAGGCCACGAUGACUACUAUCAAAUCCCAUGCCGAACUUGUUCAAAUCCGCCGCCGCUUCCAAUUUUCGUCUGCCCUCAAGCGCCAAAGUUCCGUCGCUACCGUCCUUGUUAACAAUGCAAAGACGGGUCGCAAGGUCAAGAGCACAAUCGCUGCGGUCAAGGGCGCGCCCGAAACUAUCCGCAAGAUGUUGGUCAACACUCCCCCGCACUACGAGGAAACCUUUAAGCAUUUCACCCGCAACGGUGGCCGUGUGCUCGCCCUGGCGUACAAGUUCCUUUCAGACGAUGGAGAAUGGGGCCAAAGCCGCAUCAACGAUCUCAAGCGCGAGCAGGUCGAGUCUGACCUCCACUUUGCCGGUUUCCUUGUCCUUCAGUGUCCUCUCAAGCCUGACGCUAUCGAGGCUGUGCGUUCCCUGAACGAGUCCAGCCAUCGUGUAGUCAUGAUUACUGGUGACAACCCGCUUACGGCCGUUCACGUUGCUAAGCAGGUUGAGAUUGUCGAUCGCGAGUGCUACAUUCUCGACGCGCCUGAAAAUGACGACUCUGGUGAAAAGCUCGUGUGGCGUAGCGUUGACGACAAGAUCAGCAUUCCCGUUGACCCGACCAAGCCGCUGGACGAUGAAAUUCUGAAGACCAAGGAUAUCUGCCUUACUGGAUACGCGCUUGCUAAAUUCUCUGGCCAGCCUGGAUGGAACCAAAUUCUACGAUACACCUGGGUCUACGCUCGUGUCUCGCCAAAGCAGAAGGAGGAGAUUCUUCUUGGUCUCAAGGAUCGCGGCUACACUACUCUCAUGGCUGGUGAUGGUACCAAUGAUGUUGGUGCCUUGAAGCAGGCUCAUAUCGGUGUUGCUCUACUCAACGGCACCCGCGAAGACCUUGACAAGAUCGGCGAACACUUCCGCAAUACGCAAAUGAAGAAUGUCUACGAGAAGCAGGUCAACCUCAUGCAGCGCUUCAACCAGCCUCCGCCACCUGUUCCCAUCAUGAUUGCUCAUUUAUAUCCCCCAGGUCCUACCAACCCGCAUUAUGAGAAAGCAAUGGAGAAUCAAGCCAAGAGGAAGGGUCUCCUCACUGACGCCAACGGCGCGGCCAACGGAGCCGUAACUACUGAUAACGCCGUUCAACAACAGCCUCAGGGUGCUGCCAACUUUGCUCAGCAAAUGCAGGAGAAGAUGAUGGCCCAGGAAAUGGAGGAGCUGGCUGGUGAGCCCCCGACCAUCAAGCUCGGUGAUGCGUCUGUCGCUGCGCCCUUUACUUCCAAGCUUGCCAACGUUGUUGCCAUCCCCAACAUCAUCCGUCAAGGCCGUUGCACGCUCGUUGCGACGAUUCAGAUGUACAAGAUUCUUGCCCUGAACUGUCUAAUCUCCGCCUACAGUUUGUCGGUUCUCUACCUCGAUGGCAUCAAGUUUGGUGAUGGACAAGUCACCAUCUCUGGAAUGAUGAUGAGUGUCUGUUUCCUCUCCAUCUCCCGCGCGAAGACUGUCGAAGCGCUGUCCAAGGAACGCCCACAGUCCAAUAUCUUCAACACCUACAUUAUUGGAUCCGUGUUGGGCCAGUUCGCCAUCCACAUCAUCACGCUCAUCUACGUCAGCCAGUAUGUGCAGCGUGUUGAGCCCAAGGACCCCAACCCGGAUCUGGAGAAGGACUUUGAGCCAUCGCUGCUCAACUCGGCCAUCUACCUGCUACAGCUCAUCCAGCAAAUCUCGACCUUUGCCAUCAACUACCAAGGCCGUCCUUUCCGUGAGUCCAUCCGUGAAAACAAGGGCAUGUACUGGGGACUGGUCUCUGUUUCUGGUGUUGCGUUCUCUUGCGCCACAGAGUUUAUUCCUGAGCUCAACGAAAAGCUCAAGCUUGUUCCCUUUACUACCGAAUUCAAGAUUAUGAUUACCACCAUCAUGGCCUUUGAUUUUGUCGCUUGUUACGUUAUCGAGAAGAGCCUCAAAUUCUUCUUCUCGGAUAACAAGCCAAAGGACAUUGCCGUCAGGCGUCCUGACCAGUUGGAGAGGGAGAAUGAGAGGAAACGGGCCGAGGAGCUGCAAGCGCAGCGGAAGAAGAAUGAGGAGAUGGUUAGGAUGGCUGAGGAAAGGGGGUUGAUCAAGCGUGGGUAA
Molecule: messenger RNA, 5853 nt
Organism: Exserohilum turcica Et28A
Lineage: Eukaryota; Fungi; Ascomycota; Dothideomycetes; Pleosporales; Pleosporaceae
Exons: 5
Coding region: 1-5853 (1950 amino acids)
Biological process (GO): intracellular calcium ion homeostasis
Cellular component (GO): endoplasmic reticulum membrane
Molecular function (GO): ATP hydrolysis activity; ATP binding; P-type ion transporter activity
Source: RefSeq, a predicted model, not a curated record